AUGGAAAUAGAAGAAGCUCUCCCGGGGCCAUCAAGCAGGCUCUCAACAGCUAGUACAAGGCCAGCUUCUAGAAACACCCCACCGUCAAAAUCGAAGCGACGCAAUUCGACGUCGCAGGGCAAAGGCAAAGGCCGGGCAGCUCCAGAACCCGAAGCAGCAGAGUCGGCGGAAGGGCAACAGGAAGAUAGGGAUAAUGAGGGAGAACUGGAAGAUCGUCUAGCGCGGGCCAGGUGCGAGGAGGCCGCUGACAAUCGGCCAAGGUCAAGCAACAAGGCUACUAGGCGCAUGAAGGCUUUAAGGAAUGCGGAGAAGUUUGUUCAUAUACCUCCUGUUCCGCCGCCGCCGAAUCCCUCUACGUACUUUCUCCAGUCUCUACAUCAACUGUCAUCCCAGUUCUACUCCAGCCACUCUCUGCUGCACCCCCCUGUCAAACGGCAGAGAGCUGUACCAUGGGCCAGCAAAAAGAGCCUCCAACUGGCAAGAGACAGAAAUCGAUUGACAGAGGUUCAAGGCGGGGAGGUGAGUGAGGAUGGAGAGGAGAUUGAGGACAUCUUGGGUGAUCGCGAAGAGGCCGGGGGCACACCAUCUAUGGGUGCCGAGGACCAAGAUGGCCAAGCCACCAGGGGAGUGAGAGGAAAGUACAAGGUGAAAGACAUGUACAAAGCGAUAGAAGGCGAAGGCCUCAUGGCGAUGGGUAUUUUGGUGCAAGAGCACAUAAUACAACAGCUCGAACAGUCUGGUUAUCAAAGACCUGAGAAAGAUGCAAGUGUAGACGAAGAGAUUGAGGAAGAGGAGGAAGAGAGAGAAAGUAGCGAAGAAUAA
Cryptococcus amylolentus CBS 6039 is the source of this 822-nucleotide messenger RNA. RefSeq lists its product as hypothetical. Lineage: Eukaryota; Fungi; Basidiomycota; Tremellomycetes; Tremellales; Cryptococcaceae. Bases 1 to 822 code for a protein of 273 amino acids. The record is from RefSeq and is a predicted model, not a curated record. The transcript is spliced from 3 exons.